AUGACCGACUUCAAACUGAAGGAGCCUAAACAUGGCAUUACCGGACCGAUGUCCACUGCCCUACCUGAACCUCUGGACUACGAGAAGACUGCCGACUUAAUCGAAGAAUUGAAGAGGGAAAACAACUACGAGUCGCUGGAGGAGACAAAAAUCCGAAUUAAGACUCUCAAACUAUUGAACAGCGUCACUCAAGAAUUUGUCCGUGAGGUCAGUCGGAAACAGGGACUCCCUGCGUCUCAGAUCAAUCAGUUCGGCGGCAAAGUCUAUUCAUAUGGCAGUUAUCGCCUCGGUGUAUAUGGACCCGGCUCUGAUAUCGACACCCUUGCCGUCGCUCCAAGGCAUGUGAAGCGCGAAGACUUCUUCGAGUUAUUCCCCGCAGUCUUGAAAAAGGAGGUUGAACCUGGCGCUAUUACUUCACUUGUUCCAGUGCCUGACUCCUUCGUUCCCAUCAUCAAACUCGUGCUCAAUGGCAUAGAGAUCGAUCUCAUCUUUGCGUCGAUUGCAACCCUGCAGAAAAUUCCUGCAGACCUCAGCCUGAACGACAACAGUCUCCUGAUAGGUUUGGAUCAGGCGUCUAUUCGUGCAGUUACUGGCCCUCGUGUCACCGAUGAGAUUCUCAGCCUCGUCCCCGUUGAGAAAACCUUCCGAACGGCGCUGCGGGCGAUCAAGUUGUGGGCGCAGAGAAGAGCUAUCUAUGCCAAUAUUGUUGGCUAUCCCGGCGGUGUCGCUUGGGCUAUGCUUGUUGCGCGCGUCUGUCAACUUUACCCUGCAGCGAUCGGUGCUACAAUUGUCGGCAAGUUCUUUUACAUCAUGAAAGAAUGGCCUUGGCCUCUACCGAUUAUGUUGAAGGACAUUGAGCAACCCAAGAACCUAGGACCAAACCAUGGCUUCAAAGUCUGGAACCCGAUGCUCUACAAAGGGGACGAGAAGAAUAUCAUGCCCAUCAUCACGCCGGCGUUCCCAAGUAUGUGUGCAACUUACAAUAUCUCCAAGUCGGGCAAAACAGUCAUCCUCCGUGAGCUGGAGAGGGCUGACAAGAUAGCCAACAAGAUCUUUGCCGGCAAAGCCCAGUGGAGCGAGUUGUUCCAGAAGCACACCUUCUUCACCGCGGACCACAAAUACUACUUGAGUGUGAUCGCAAGUGCGUUGAACGCGGAUGCAGCCAAGGCAUGGGCGGGUCUUGUCGAAUCCAAAGUUCGGAUUUUUGUCAUGCAACUGGAGAGCACAAAGGGCAUCGAACUUGCUCGACCCUUCACCAAGGGGUUCAAACGCAUCCACAAGUGCCAGGACUCGGAUCAAAUCCGUGAGGUGCAGAGAGGUAGCAUGAAGUACAAAGUGGAAGAGACGAAGACUGUUGAGACGACCGAUCCCGAACUGGUGACGACCAACGGGGACGGUGCCGCAAUUCCCCUGUCAGACAAUGUCGAUCCAAAGAUGGACACGGAUGCGCACACGGUUUACACCUACACAUUCUAUAUUGGCAUUGACACGGUUGCUAAAGGCAGCUUGAACCUAGUUCAGGCGUUCCAGGCCUUCAAGCAAGUGUGCGAGGGCUGGUCGAGUUUCAAUUCAGAAGUUCAUUUCCUCAAUCUCGCGUCCUCGAAGAGUUGGGAGUUACCAGAAGAUGUCUUCGAUGCGAAGGCCGGCGAAGUCCGACCGAGCAAACUACUCAAGAAGGUGAUUAAGAGUACCAAAGCAGAGGCCAAGCCGGUUCGACGAAGCAUCAACGAGGUCGAGGACGCGGAGACUGACGGCGAUUCCGUGAAACGACAACGACUGAUGACAGCUACUGCCACACCGACCCCCGCUGCCGCACCCGCCUGA
Molecule: messenger RNA, 1824 nt
Organism: Cladophialophora psammophila CBS 110553
Lineage: Eukaryota; Fungi; Ascomycota; Eurotiomycetes; Chaetothyriales; Herpotrichiellaceae
Exons: 5
Coding region: 1-1824 (607 amino acids)
Cellular component (GO): nucleus
Molecular function (GO): poly(A) RNA polymerase activity; RNA binding
Source: RefSeq, a predicted model, not a curated record